AUGGGGUGGGCGGAGCGGGAGGCGUGGCCGGCCACGCCCCUCGCUAUCACAGCCUCAGAUGAAUCUGGUGGCCACCCCCCACCCCGGAGGGGAGGAAUGGACGAGGAGAGCUUGCCGCUUCGGCCCACCGCUCCCGCGACGGACUUCUCCAUCGAGGCCAUCAUGGCUCGGAGGCCCAAGUCGGUCAAGGACGUAGCCGCUGUCACAGGUAACUCAUAA
Molecule: messenger RNA, 219 nt
Organism: Nezara viridula (southern green stink bug)
Lineage: Eukaryota; Metazoa; Arthropoda; Insecta; Hemiptera; Pentatomidae
Source: the annotation of a GenBank genome assembly